Molecule: messenger RNA, 708 nt
Organism: Penicillium verrucosum
Lineage: Eukaryota; Fungi; Ascomycota; Eurotiomycetes; Eurotiales; Aspergillaceae
Exons: 1
Coding region: 1-708 (235 amino acids)
Source: RefSeq, a predicted model, not a curated record
AUGGAGCCAGAUAUUGAGACCACCGAAUACAUUAUGUUCUCCAUUGAUCCUGCCACUUUUCAACGGGAUUUCGUCGACAACGAUCGCAUUUCUCUUUUUUCAUUCCGCACAACUUUCAACCCGGCAACAGAAUUGCUUAUAGUCAAGAUGGCUAGUCCCGAACACACCCAAAUCGCCUUCGCCUUCCACAAAGCCAUCGACGUGGCUAUUCAACGCAUGGGGCUUGACCUAGCCAUCAAUCAGUAUGCAGGUACCGUCAUCAAUGUCAAUGGGCAAAGUAAACAGCCCGAUAUGGGCUGGGGGCCGAGAAGACCCCCUCGAGGCUGUACGAAGCGGCCCGUGGUAAUCUUGGAAGUGGGGGUCUCGGAGUCUGAAGCCAAACUCCGCCGGGAUGCCGCUCUCUGGCUUAACCCCAAUAGGGGAAAUGCAAACAUUGCGAUUACAAUCAAGUUGAAUCGCAAAAGAGCCCAUGUCAAGAUUGACAAAUGGGUGUGGGAUGGUGCCAAUGGCACAUCCCUUCUAUCACAACGUAUCGAGGUCUCUGAAAAUGACCUCGAUGAGGUCAAACUAUCUGGUGGUCCAUUGACCAUCCCGUUCAAUCUGCUUUUUUUACGAGAACCUGAGGCACCAAGAGAAACAGAUAUUAUAAUCGAUGAGGAAUGGUUGCUCACGAUUGCGGAGUGGGGAUGGGAGAUGCAAUUUCAGUAA